UCGUUUCCUCGCUCCGCGAGCUCGAACUCUUCCCUCUUCCCACCCGUCUCGCUUCGAUCCGUCUCCAUGGCUGCCGCAGUUGCUACGGCGGACCCUCGGGGUCGGCAUCCUCCGGGCCGUCGAGUCGACGACAAGAACCUGGUGUUCGACACGAGCCCCGUGGUGGAGGCCGUCGCGAGCUUCGACCAGAUGGGGAUCCGCGACGAAUUUCUUCGGGGCAUCUACGCCUACGGGUUCGAGAAGCCAUCCGCGAUCCAGCAGCGGGCCGUGGUCCCCAUCAUCCAAGGCCGCGACGUCAUCGCCCAGGCACAGUCCGGUACCGGAAAGUCCUCGAUGAUCUCCCUCUACGUUUGCCAGAUAAUUGACACCACCUCCAGAGAGAUCUCCAGAAGGAGCAAGGAUCAUUUAGGAAUUUGGGUUGUGAUCUCCAUUCAUCUAACAACUCCACUACCUUGCUUUCCCCUCUUCAGCCCUACAGUUAUAGUCCUAUAUAAUAUUUGGACUCGGUUGUAUCUGGUUGUUUUGGUAUCUGCAACUUUUCCCAAAGAAAUUCUGGAGUUGACCAACAAGUUCAUGGCCGACCCCAUAAGAGUCCUUGUCAAGCGUGAUAAACUGAUGUUGGAGGGCAUCAAUCAAUUCUUUGUUGCUGUUGAGCAUGACAAAUGGAAAUUUGGCACGUUAUGUGACCUGCAUGACAAUCUUACCAUUACCCAAGCCGUUAUAUUUUGCAGCAAGAAAAGAAAGCUUGUGGCUAUAAACUUUGCACCAAAAUGAUGACCUCAGGAUGCUAAGAGAAAUCAAACAAUAUUACAGUGUGCAGAUUGAUGAAAUGCCAAUGAAUAUAGCUGACCUUAUUUGAAACUAAUAUGACGAGGAUUGGUAGUUUAUCUCACAGAUAUGAAGGUACGUCCAGGUAACUAUCGUGAUUAUCGAUAUAACAUCAUUAAUCUUGUAAAUUAUUUGUGCUCGGAAGACCGUCAUGUUUGAAUAGAAGAAAAUUAUCGUCUCUGCUGACUCGAAAUAAGAAAAUUAGAAGACCGGCAUGUUUGAAUAGACUUUGCCUAUAUUAUUAACUGACUGUUAGCAUAUAUUUCAUGGUGGAUCACAUAGAUGUCAACCCAAUGCUUGCGGUAUGCAUGACAUAAAUCCUUAACUGCAGUAGCAAUCGUCAUUUACUAAAAUGCAACAAGUAUACAAUAUUAUGUAUCUCACAGCAGUCUAAUAAUGUAGGACUCAUUUCAUCCAUAUCUGCUGCAUAAUGUCUUCUUCUAUAUAUCUGUGCCGGGUGCUUCAAACUAUUAUUGAUGGGUGAAUCCAUCAGUAUUAUUGCAACCACGUAGUGUCUUCCAAGUUGACCCAUCUAAAUGCUUUAUCUGUACGUAGCAGAUAGGAAAUAGGUUGACUUAUUUUAUACAUCAGUAGCUUGGCAUCUUUGUUUCUUGUGUCUUCUCUUCGCUGGCAUUUGGACUUUGGAAUCACAAAAUCUUGCUGCACGUCGAGGUCGAGGUUGACCCCAGUAAACGAAAACAAACAAAACAACGGCGUCUUCCUGCUUGUGAAUGUCAACUCCCACCCUCAUAUCAUCGAGUUUGUCAACGAAUUCUUAGCUGUCUUGUCUCUUGCCAUGCUGUGUGAUGGUGUCUAAGUAAUUCGGAUGACAUUGAAUUUGAUUUGCAAGUCGACUGCCCUCAGCUUUCCCCCACAUGCAAUGGUGGAGUGUUGUGAGUCGGUGUUUCUACUUGACAUUAGUGAAUUCUUUUAGUAGGAUUUGGCAUUAUAAAGUGGUUGACCUGCGGUGAUUUAAUAGAAUUUUUACUAUUGAAUGGGGGUCAACAUAGUUCAGUAAUCCAAUAACACAUCACAAAUAAUUUUGAUGUGAAUAUAAGUACUAAGGUUAGCAUUAAAAAAAAGUCAAAGGCUCACCAAAUCUAUCUGUGACACAGUAAAGUCUAACCAAAUAAUUAACUAAAGCACAUGAAGUAAUAUAACCAAACUAUUCGAAAAGGAACAGUAACCCACCUCAGCUCGAUGCCAAUUGAUGGUGACAUUUUGGUCAAACUUGUAGACAUGUACUUGCCGACCUAAGACGAUCAAACACCCCACGGUAUAAUUUUGGACCUCCUCCCCACCGGUUCAAUUACACCGGUUCAACCAACCCACGAUUCGAGUCGAAGAAAUUAAAUACAUACCCAAACUUCACUCGGCUAAAACCCCGACGAACCGAACCGAGCCGAUCCGAAGCCGGUUCAGUUAGUGGGGCUGGCGAAGGGGAAGUACAUGAUGAGAUCUGCUGGUCUCAGACGAAUCUUUCCCCGUUUGCUCACUGUCCGAUCUCCUGAUGGGGCAAAAGAUCUCGCUGUCGCUGCGCUUCGAUACGCUUCCCGCAGACCAAUAUCUCCUCCCCCCAAUCCCGAUCCUUCCACAACCAUCAUCACCGAGGUUGGAUUCAGCAUCGGCAUGAUGAGCUCCUCCGACUCCAGCGAGAUCUCCCUCGGUACUGAUCCAAAGAUCUCGUCCCCCUCCCUCCCUCCCUCCCGUCGACGUGCAUGAUAUGGUAUCCGAUUAGAUAUCCCUGCCAAUCCUUUUCCUCUGGUUAGAUGAUGCCAGCGAGGGAUGAGUCAGUGGGUCAAUGCGUGGACUUCUUCUUCCACCCAUCGCAACCCCAACCCCUGUUCCGAAUCCGUAAAGAUUGUCUCUUUCGAUCGGGUACAGCGCUCCUUGGGAUUCUUAUA
Musa acuminata subsp. malaccensis (wild Malaysian banana) is the source of this 2732-nucleotide messenger RNA. NCBI's taxonomy places the organism in Eukaryota, Viridiplantae, Streptophyta, Magnoliopsida, Zingiberales, Musaceae. The record is from RefSeq and is a predicted model, not a curated record.